Galeopterus variegatus (Sunda flying lemur) is the source of this 1345-nucleotide messenger RNA. RefSeq names its product SNRPN upstream reading frame (gene SNURF). The coding region runs from base 89 to 304 and encodes 71 amino acids. The transcript has 10 exons. The record is from RefSeq and is a predicted model, not a curated record. Gene Ontology annotation, cellular component: nuclear speck. Lineage: Eukaryota; Metazoa; Chordata; Mammalia; Dermoptera; Cynocephalidae.
AGUUGAGCUGCGGCAGAGAGUCCUGCGCACAACCGAGCGGCGGCCGGAGAUGCCUGACGCAUCGGCCUGAGGAGCGGUCAGCGACGCGAUGGAGCGAGCAAGGGAUCGCUUACACCUGAGACGGACUACAGAACAGCACGUGCCAGAGGUUGAAGUCCAAGUCAAACGCAGAAGGACAGCCUCACUGAGCAACCAGGAGUGUCAUUUGUACCCGAGGCGUUCUCAGCAGCAGCCAGUACCUGUGGUGGAUUUCCAGGUGGAACUGAGACAGGCAUUCCUAGCUGAGACACCAAGAGGUGGUUAAAACAAUACUGAAACAUCGAGGUAGCUGAUUCCAAGCCAAACCAGGCUCCGUCUACUGUUUGAACCUUCUGCCCAGCUUGCAUUGUUUCUAGGAGAACCUGCAUCAUACCUUUAUCUAUAGCCUUCCCCAGGUCUUAAAGGUCCUGAAAGUUUACUGUGGACAUCGGACUUGGUGGAACAGCAAUCAUGACUGUGGGCAAGAGCAGCAAGAUGCUGCAACACAUUGAUUAUAGAAUGAGAUGUAUCCUGCAAGAUGGCCGGAUCUUCAUUGGCACCUUUAAGGCUUUUGACAAGCAUAUGAAUUUGAUCCUCUGUGAUUGUGAUGAGUUCAGGAAGAUCAAGCCAAAGAAUGCGAAGCAGCCAGAGCGUGAAGAAAAGCGGGUUUUGGGUCUGGUGUUGCUGCGUGGGGAGAACUUGGUAUCCAUGACUGUGGAGGGGCCACCCCCCAAAGAUACUGGCAUUGCUCGGGUACCACUUGCUGGAGCUGCUGGAGGCCCUGGAGUUGGUAGGGCAGCUGGCAGAGGAGUACCAGCUGGUGUACCAAUUCCCCAGGCUCCUGCUGGAUUAGCAGGCCCUGUCCGAGGAGUUGGGGGACCAUCCCAGCAGGUCAUGACUCCACAGGGAAGAGGCACUGUGGCGGCUGCUGCUGUUGCUGCCACUGCCAGCAUUGCUGGAGCCCCAACACAGUAUCCACCAGGACGGGGCACUCCACCCCCACCUGUAGGCAGAGCAACCCCUCCUCCAGGAAUAAUGGCUCCUCCACCUGGUAUGAGGCCACCCAUGGGCCCACCGAUUGGGCUUCCCCCUGCUCGAGGAACGCCAAUAGGCAUGCCUCCUCCAGGAAUGAGACCCCCUCCACCAGGAAUUAGAGGUCCACCUCCCCCAGGAAUGCGUCCACCAAGACCCUAGGAUACUUUUGAUUCAUCUCAGUCACUUUUUUCCCUGCUAUGUGUCUUGUGAAAUUGUGUAGAGUGUUUGUGAGCUUUUUGUCCCCUCUUUCUGCAUUAAUAAUAGCUAAUAAUAAAUGCAUAGAGCAAUUAAA